Molecule: messenger RNA, 876 nt
Organism: Octopus bimaculoides (California two-spot octopus)
Lineage: Eukaryota; Metazoa; Mollusca; Cephalopoda; Octopoda; Octopodidae
Product: anionic trypsin-2
Biological process (GO): proteolysis
Molecular function (GO): serine-type endopeptidase activity
Source: RefSeq, a predicted model, not a curated record
AUGCACUGCAAACUGUGUGCAUGCAGAUCUCAGGUGUUGCCCACCAUGUAUAAAUCUCUUGGCUUGAUCAUCCUGGCAGUGGUGGCCUGCCUCUAUGCAAUACCGAUUAAGAAUGUAAACGAACAUAUUGUGAGUGGAACUGAAAGUCAAUAUUGUGAGUUUCCUCACAUGGUAUUCCUCAAUGUUUCCCUGGUUGACGGAGGAGGUAUCUGUGGUGGAACUUUGAUUAGCGAUAAACAUGUCUUGACAGCAGCCCAUUGUGUUCCAGAAGGCGUGGCGGCAAUUACUGCUCACAUAGGAUCAACCAACAAGAAAACUGCAGUAGUUCGGACACCCGUAAAGAAAUGGGUGAAGCAUCGAGAUUACAUUAGAAAGCAAGGAACUGUCGAUAAUGACAUUGCUGUCUUAGAAUUGACGACACCUGUCCCGAUCAGCGCAUGUAUCAAGCCUGUGGAUUUACCAAACAAAGGAGAUAAAUUCCACAAGAGAUGUAUAACUGCUGGAUGGGGAAAGACCGGAAAACAUGGAAUUUUCCCAAACCAAAUGAGACGAACUAAUAUUGAUAUCAUCCCAAAUGAUAAAUGCCAAAGUUAUUCUCCUGGCACCACGGUUGAACAGCAUAUCUGUGUUGGCGCCCUUUUAAGAAAUGGAACAAAUAUUUGCUACGGAGAUUCUGGCGGUGGUCUUCUCUGCACGACGACCGUUGACUACAAAUAUGUCGUUGCUGGCGUUGCCUCUUAUGGUUAUGAUUGUGAUGAAGGAUUCGCUGUCUUCACAAACACCGCCAAUUACAGAGAUUUCAUUGAUGAGAAUAUUACAGAGUAAUUGGUUCCAAACAAUGAACCAUUUUAUUAAAUAAAUAAAUCAUUUUAACAA